Molecule: messenger RNA, 1053 nt
Organism: Orbilia oligospora ATCC 24927
Lineage: Eukaryota; Fungi; Ascomycota; Orbiliomycetes; Orbiliales; Orbiliaceae
Exons: 4
Coding region: 1-1053 (350 amino acids)
Source: RefSeq, a predicted model, not a curated record
AUGCCAAUCCAUCCAUCGACACCUCCAAAAAAGAACGAACUCUCCACCAUCAGUCCUCGUUUUAGCACACCAGAUCAUUGGAACGAAACAGGUGAAGAGAUUGAAUUCACACCGUGGGAACAGGAGAUAAUUAUACUAAAACCAGGAACUAACAUCCAAUCCGUACUCCCAAAGCAACCUAAAAGACCUAGAGGUCGACCACCCGGCAAAUCAAAGGACUCUUCGAAAGCAAAGACUCCUGCUAGGACUUAUAAAUCUCGUUGCAGAAGCAAGCCCCUUGACGAGUCCAAAGAUCUAGCAAAGACAAACCUCCCUCGAAAACCGAUUGGCAAACGAGUCCUUCUGAGUCCUGAAACUUUGACGUUAACUAGGUUUAAGCCGGUUGGAUACUUGGAUCCGAUUGAGAAGGCUGCUACUAGGUCAAAGAUCACAUUAGAGCCCAAGAAACUCGAGACAAUGAAGAAAUCAGAGAACACCAAGAAGCUCGAGAAUACGAAGAAACUUGUGAUUAAGAAGAAGAAGCCACUACUUCAAAGUGAAAUGCCGCCACAGCGAUCGGUACCGAUUGAAACUGUUCCAGAUAAGCCUGGUAGACAUAAAAAGUGGUUCGAGGAUAUUGAUGAAGAUCUGCUGAGAGGAACCAAAUGGGCUAGACAGCUGAAUCAAAACUCCCUUCAAAGACAGAAUGGAAAUCCCGGAGUUCUCUCCGAGUCCAAGACACGAAAAGCAUACAAUGAGAGCAUUUCUGCGAAGCAAAAGACGGUUACUGUAGCCAGGCCUGUCCCUCCUCCUAAAACUAGCGCUCGAAAGAAACCCGAACAGGCAGCCACAACAGAUCAGGCACUCGAAUGUAUACGACAGCACUCUCCCCAACUCGGUGGCAUGGUAUCUCCUCAGAGCGACCAGCAGCUACAAAACAAAGCCAUCGUAAAGGUGAAAGAAAAGGCAAAACCUCAAUCUUUUGGCUUCGAGAGCUUCCAAUUCGAAGACGUUUCCGAAGGUGAUAUUGAGAGACUCGGAAACCCCGAUGAUAGUGCUCAGGAGGGUGGUUAG